Molecule: messenger RNA, 25119 nt
Organism: Lymnaea stagnalis (great pond snail)
Lineage: Eukaryota; Metazoa; Mollusca; Gastropoda; Lymnaeidae
Source: the annotation of a GenBank genome assembly
UUGUACUGCUACUGCUAGAUUGAUAUGGGUAUUAAACGUUAGAAACGAAGUCUUAUUUCCCUACAAUUGGCAAUUAUUUUUUUGAAUAACAAAUACUCCUGGACAUUCAGUCGUAAGUAUUUAAAUUAAUAAAUUUGAUGAUUUAUCCUUCCAUUAGCUGGUACGAAAAACAUGCCACAUCUGUAGGGCUUACUAUGAUAAUACUAUCCCUAAGCCACAAGUCACAAGCAUCUACUUAAGUGACUUAAGACUAAUGUUAAUUAAGUGAAGUCUAAGGCGGAGUCUAAGUCUAAAUCACUAAGACUAAGAGAGACUUACUAAGACUAAUAAGUUGUUGUGUAAGUGAAAGUGAGUAAUGUAGUGAAUUGUAAUAGUAAAAUAUUCAAAAUCUAAAAAUAUAAAGUACAAGUUACGGCUAAUGGUAGUUGUGGAUGCCACGAUGUACAGGUUCAGGUUAGGCAUAGGCUAUGGCAUAGGCAUAGGGAUCGAUUUAGGCAUUUUAGGGUUCAGGUUAGGCAUUGGGGUCGAUUUAGGGUUCAGGUUAGGCAUAGGGAUCGAUUUAGGGUUCAGGUUAGGCAUAGGGAUCGAUUUAGGGUUCAGGUAAGGCAUAGGUAGGUUUCGACCAAGAUGGCGGCCAUUGAGAAAAUAGUGGCAUCCAUACUCACCAUUUACCCAAGUUACUUUUCUAGACCUUCUAUUUUACUAAACGAAGUGAUUAUUCACAGAGCUGUGCAGAUAACGCUCGCCGUUAGUCACAGAUUUCGGUCUGCGAUAACGCUCGGCGUUAUUUGCAGAAUGUGAUGAAUUAAAUUAUGAAUAUAAAAUACAAAGUUCGUAUGUAAGCAUCUCCUCGGUAGUGUAGUGGUCAGUAUCUCCGCCCGUCACCCGGCAGACAUAGGUUCGAUUCCCCGUCGGGGAAGUCUCAUUUUUAUAAAUAAAAUUUAAAAAAAAAAUAUUUAAUGGUUAUUUCGUAGUGUUAUAUUAUAAUAAUAUUCUUCAUAUAGCUUUCUUAUUCUGUUCACAUAGUUUUAUUAUUAUUUUCAUAUAGUUUUGUUACUUAUGUUACAAGUUUCAAUCUAUUUUGUUAGAAUGUUCAUUCAAGUUUCGUUAAAAAAAUGUAAACAACAUGAACAUGCAGAUGAGCCGCAUAAACCAUGUUUAAGUCAUAUACAGCUAUUCUAACUGUACAUUGUGAUAUACUUUUAGCUCUUUUGACUGUUUAAUUUUCUUUGUAUAAUUCCACUCAUAGACUAUAACAUCCAUUUGUUUUUUCUCUAAUAAACAAAUAAUUAUUAAUAACUUACUUAUUCAAAUAUUUUAUAUCUCAGAGUUGUGUAUUAAUGUUUAGCUGAAAAAAUAUGUCACGUUUUUAUUUGUUUCAUUUUAUUUUCUAAUAAGUAUCAUAAUAAGUAGGGACACAAUAUGCCGCUCCAGAAAUAGUUGAAAUAACAUUUAGUGAUGACAAUGAAAUGAACUUACCGGUACCGUACUUAAAACAUAUCAAUAUCAUUGACAUCAACAAUUUUAGCUCUUGUAAAAAAAAUGUUGAUAAUUGAAACAAAAAGCCAUACUGUCACUGUUGUAACUAUGGGUCGAAAUACAAAAAGCCAUACUGCCACUGUUGUAACGAUGGGUCUAAAUACAAAAAGCCAUACUGCCACUGUUGUAACUAUGGGUCUAAAUACAAAAAGCCAUACUGCCACUGUUGUAACUAUGGGUCUAAAUACAAAAAACCAUACUGCCACUGUUGUAACUAUGGGUCUAAAUAUAAAAAAAAAAGCAUACAAAAAUUAAUUGGAACCCUGCUGGUCGUAGGAUGCAUUGCGAGUCUUCGGGAAGUAAAGUUCCCUUGGGGCUAUUGAAGCAGUGUUUACAAGUGUGACUGUAUGGCCAGCGCAAUAACCAGCCAGCUUUACUUUUCCCCAGCUAAGGCCAGAGCUGGGUAGACUUAGGGACACCCUCAAGGAUCAGGAAAAAAUACUAGCCUUAAACAGGAUUAGAUUCUGUUAUUAUCGAUGUAGGGCCUAUAUGCCCCUCCCCGUCUCUCACAUGGCCGCCUGAUGGAGACACCUCUCUGCAUCAUAACACUGUUGCACGGCAUGUCAACUAUUUCUGACAGAACAUUUCUGGACUACGUGAUAUAUCAUAGUGCUUUAAAAAAAAAACUAAACGAUAUCCUAUCAAGCUUUGACAUCAUUUAAAGACAUCUCUACAAUGGGUGAAAGUGAGUCUACAUGAAGAAUACCGGUACCAUUUUUAUUACUGGUAUAACAUUUAAUAUGAAAUACCAGAAAAUUAGCUAUGUCUAGGAGUAGGAGGUUUGACUGGAUCUAUUAGUAACACUCUAUAGGUCGAAUAUGUUGGCCCCUAACAGAGCAGAUGUAGGCACAAUUAAUUGUCCUAUAUCCAAUAUAUAGGCUAUAGUUAGGCCUAUUAAAUUUUUUAAAUUUAACUUGUGCAUACCGGUAGCUUCGGUUUUGAGAUGUGUUUGUGCCAUUCUCAUUAACGAUCGAUCUAUCCUACACUACUUAAAACUACACCCCUACCCCGGCUUGGAAUGUGAUCUUAAUUAUUUCUAGAAAUGUGCGUAAUUAUGGGAACAUUUCUGUCUAACAAUAACGCUCUGCAUUUUUCGCAGAUUUUGGUCUGCCUAUAACGCUCGGCGUUAUUCGCAGAUCUCGGUCUGCCGAUAACGCUAAACAUUAUUCACAGAGCUUUGUGGAUAACGCUUCCCUUUACUAAAAGUUUAGCCAGUUUAUCAAAAUUUAUGACUUUUACAUUUUAGAUAGAGACAGUAAUUUUCAGUGGCAUAGAGUAUCAUAGGGGUAGGCUAGUCUAAGUAAACUAUUAACGGGUGCAGAAGAGUGCACCUUUUUCUUUAUUAUUGAAAUUUAUUGUAUAAAGAUAUUAAAGAGGCAGCUGUGUUUUUAGACAACUCAAGUUGCCAACUGCAGAGUUUUUAUUUUGUGGAAUCUUGGCCUGCUCAGUUAAUCAAAAAUGAUGUUUUCCAGGUUGAAUUGCUAUUCAGUGCUAUUUAAACAAAACGGCUAAAAGCUAUUUUUUUAUUGAUGUCCGCCCAUCAAUAGUGCAUUGGACCAUUUGGAGAUAGCGUGACUUCGUUUUUGGUGGUAUAGAAAGAGAGGGUGGGCCCUGCUUUCACUUUGUAGUGCCAGACCAUAAUAAAAAUAAAAAGCUACCCUGUCCCUGUAUAAACUAAGCUAUAUUCCUUAAAAAAAUUUAGUAAAAUAAUUCAUUAUUAUUAGAACCUACUCAGUUUUUGUAUUUUUAAGGAUCGACAAUAAUAAAUUAUUUCAUCACUACUGAAAUGAUAGUCAUAAUUGGCAUUUUCGGAGUGCAUAUCUUUUUUUAGGAUUGGUGAAAUUUAAUGACUUAAAUAUGUAAAUUAUGGAAAGGGAUGUAGCGUCUCUGCAACUAAACCCCAUUCUUCUGAGGUUACCAAAUGUUUACCAUACAGCUAUGCAUGGCGAAAAAAAUUGAAUAAAAUUUACUAGUGUCGCCAGAACACAAAAGUUACAAUGAUGCCGAUGAGGAAAUUAAUAAUUUUGUAUACAACAAUGACGUAGAACACACUAAACCAAAAUAAUAGGAAAAUCCUUUUAGAAACUGUGACACAGGCUUUAUCAUCAUUUUUGGACCUGCGCAGAACCAUGCGCAGAUGAGUAUCCGAAGUACCUAAUAUUAGAUUAAUGAGACACUAAUAAUUUGUGUAAAUAAAACAAUAUAUGUUAAGCUUUAAUUAUGAUUAGCAAAAAUAAAAAUUUAAACUCGGCUAAUGCCACUUAUGAUAUGAGCAAAAACCAAUAAUAUAAUUAUAAAUUAAAUUUACAUUAUGUAUGUACAUACUAAAGAAAAGAAUAAGAAUGGGCACAAGUCCCUAACAAAACAAAGAUAAGAAAAUAGAAAGAAAGUGGGUGGAAGAAAGUGGUUGGAAGUAAAAAUCAAACAGGAAAAAGAUGUUGCAGCUACGUAAAAUUGUUAAUUUGGUUUAUGCCACAUGGAGUCAAUGUAACACAUUUUUUAAUUAAAUUGUAUUCCAUAUAAAUUUUAUCGCGUCUGUUACUGGCAUAAAAUACACCAUUAAUGGGCAUUUCCAAUAUUCCAUCAUGGUUAGAACUGUAUAAAUGUUAAGAAACGAGACAAAGGGCUUGCUUAUUGAUAUUGUAAAGGUGUUCUCUAAACCUGGCUCCAAGGUAACAACCUGUCUCCCAUAUGUAUGAUUUUUCCGCACUUUCACUUUGAUUUUGAAUAUUUCCAGAGGGAAAUUUAUCUUAUCAGCUUCAAUCAAAAAUGUGUUACAGUGGCUUCAGUUGCAGCUGUCAGGGCCUAUAUGUGCUUUAAUAGCAGACAGGGUGCUUCUAACAGAAAAUAAAUAGAGGAGGGUUUUUUAUAUACCAUAUUUAUUGGCGUAUAACACGCCCCCGCAUAUAACACACACCUCAAUUUAAGAAGGAAAUUUCAGGAAAAAAAAACUAAACAUUAUAUCGGCAUAUAACACGCACACAUGAUUUGCCCCCUAUUUUCGGGGAGAAAAAGUGCGUGUUACAUGCCAAUAAAUACGGUAUGUGAUGUGGUAAAAAGGUCUGCCUUAAGGAUUGACCGGUUUUUAAGGACUAGAUAUUGAGCCAUAAGGUUGUGGGGAUGAAAAUUUAUAAUGAAUUUAGACCUAUCACCAGUGUGAGAAUGAGGUUGUUUAAACGAGUCCUGUUGGUUGUUGGUUACACCUUUAAUUUCAGUUACAACUGCUUAAAAAAUUGGCUCAGGAAAUAAUCUAUGUCAGAAAAAAGUACUCUGUUCCGCCGUUUUUUCCACAAAAUCCUCAUCAUUGCUGCAAAUUCUUCUGAGUGUAAGCAAUUGAGAGAAAGGAAUAGACUUUUUACAUGACUGAGGAUGGAACAAUGAGCAGGAAACUUAGUCUUAGAUAUCAUGUUCUUGUUUAAUAUAAUUUUGAAGUCCAAAAAACUGACAUUACUUUCAUGGAAUAUAGAAGUAAAUUUGUUUGAUGGAUCAAAAUCCCCUAUGAAAUCAAUAAAACUUUGUAGCUAUGGUGUAUCCAUGUUUAUAAUUCAUAUGCAAUCAUCAAUAUAUCUUUUGUAGUAUUCCGGGAAAGGACCUAUGCAGUGUUCUCUCCACUCAUGUUCCAAAUGGCCAAUAAAUAAAUAUGCAUAUAUGUUUCCAUUGCAACACUACUGAUCCGAUAAAAAAAAAUUGCCAUUAAGUUCUAAAACCAGUUCUGUCAAAUGUAUACAAAGGCACUUGUUGGAAAUUUAGGAUUAGGAUUUAUAUUCAGAAAAAAUUAAAUAGCAUUAAGACCAUCAGUGUGAGGAAUUGAUGUGUACAAAGAAGAAACGUCCAUUGUAAAAGGUGAGGAGGUUUUGUUGGGUAAAACCGAAGACUUGAGAAAUUUUAUCACGUAGCUACUGUCCUAAAUAUAUGACGCGAAUUCGCAAAGAUUUGCUGGAAAAUUGUUUAUAAAAAAAUCAGAAAUUAAUUCAGUAGGACAAGAGCAAGCAGAGACAAUAGGUCUUCAAAGGCUUCACUCCUUUUGAAUUUUUGGUAACAAAUAUGAACAUGGUUAACCAAGAUCAUUGUCAUAAAUUUGAUGCAGACUCUGGUGAUUGGCCAAUAUGAAUAAGAUUUUUGGUGAUGUCCUUGACAAUGUCAUUAUUUAGGACAAAAUUGGGUCAUUUGGCCUUGGGAUGUUAAAAGUUGUAUCUUUUUAUUGCUUGGAGACUUCUUCAAUGUAUAAUUUCUUAUCCCAAACAACAGCUCCACCUUUGUCUGCAGGUUUUAUAUUAAUGUCCCGACAUUCUUUAAGUUGGGAAAAUGCUUGCCAUUCCUUUUUCCAUAAGUUUGAUUUAUGAAGUGGAGUUUGGCAAAGAUUUUUUAAUUGAUUUCUGUACUUUUAAUACAAAGGUUAAGUGUUUUAUAUUGAUCAGGUGGAGAUGUGCAUGGAGAUUUGCUUUAUAUAUUGAAUGUACUUAAUUUAUUUAACAUAGGGAGCCAUACUUAAAUGACAUACUAUUUAUUCCAAUUUUUUUACCCCCUUUGGCUUCUGUCAGAAAUCAUAAAAAAAAAAACGGAAAUAAGACACAGUCCUCACAAAAGGCUUUCAAAUAUGAAAGUAAAUAAAUAUUCAUCGACCUUUGGUUUUGAAAUAAUCAAAUAUUUGUUAUAAAUUUUAUGAAAAUAAAAUCACCACAUUCCAGAAUAUUCCACUUAAAAAGAAAAUUACAACAAUUAUGUUCCACAGGUUAGCACUUCUUUCAAACUAAUUUCUAAAAUUACCUGACUCUUUAAUUUUAAAAUGGCUUCUUAGAUAGACCCAUAAAACUUCAAAAUAUUAAUUGAAGUGAAAUUAGUAAUUGAAAAAUGCUUGCUGAUCAUGUCAACUGGGAUGUGAGAAUCUCUGUUAAGGCAAAAUUUUAUUGCUUUCUUAUUUAGCAACUUAUAUAGUUCAGUACAACACCAAAUUUGACCUUGGUAUAUUGAAAAUUAUUGGUUAAUAAUAAAAAUUUGCUAAAAGGAUAGGGGAUAUUUUUAUAAGAAUUUUAAAUCAGCUAAAACUAUAUUUUACCUCCAAAGUUAUUGAUCAUAGGCAUAUGCUAAUUAUUAAAAUUUGUAGUCCUAGGAGUGUGGGCUGUGUAUGUAGUCUGUAUCCAUCUGCAACAGCAGCAACUCAGAUGACAAAUUUUACAGCAGUCAGUAGAUGUGUAAUCUAGAGUGAAUAAAGCCUAGAUAUCAAUAAUAUGACCUAAUAUUGGCUAGCUUUGACAAUGAGUUGACUUUUGAUUUGGUCAGUUAGGCCUUAAGUCUUAAGUAUUUGAUUUCCAUUUGAGUUAGAGUAAGCCCUCCUAGAACUUAGACUUACUAAGGCUACUAAUAGCAUAGUGGUCAGCACAUGCAGCUCUAACUCUUUGAUGGAUUAGAUGCAGCCUUUUAAAACGAUUUAUAUAUAUGCAGCACCAAAAAUAUUCUCUUACCACAUAAAAAAUCAUAUAAUUUAUAUAAAAAAAGGUUGCUGAACCUUGGUAUAAAAGUACUAUAAUUAGCCCAAGUCUUAGACGAAGUUAUAGCCAGUCCUAGUUAAUAAUUUCCUGGUCUUAUAUGUCUAGAUAUCAUUUUAUUUGUAUAAUAUCUAGCCAGAUGAUUCGUCACCUGUAAUUUAGUGAUGAUGAAUUCAAGUGUCAUCAUGUCCCUACAUGCUCAGUUAUAAUUAAUGAACUUUAAAGAUUUAUUAUAGGCCAAUAUAUGAUUAUUGUACUUAAAUUUUUUAUGCUGCCAUGCGAGCAGUAUCGCAGACAAUUUUUAUGUAACUGUUAGGGGCGCAGUAUCACAGACUAUGGGAUUGUAGAAAAUGUAUAUAUAACUGAAAUCAUUUAUAACAUAGAUCUAGUUAUUUCUUUUUAAAUCUUUACUUCUUAGAUGGAUGAACUGCAAAAACUUGAGUAUCUGUCACUAGUCUCCAAAGUUUGUACAGAGCUGGAAAACCAUUUAGGGAUUAAUGACAAAGAUUUAGGUAAGUUCAAAAUUUAGCAAAUUACUAAUUUCUAUUGACAGACAUUAUAUGUCAAUUCCACUUUUUUUUUUUUAAAUUAAAAAAUUAACUCUUUAGUUAACAAUUUAUUGCAGUUUCCAAAAAACUUUUAAUGCAUGCAUUUAUUUUUAUCUCUUACCUCUUUCAGCUGAAUAUGUAAUAGAUCUGGCUGAAAAAAACAACACAUUUGUCAGCUUUAAAAAAGCUCUAGAAGAAAGAGAUGCACAGUUUUCUGUAAGUGUCAAGUUAAUUAAAAUGUUUUAAAAUGAUAUGAUUAAUUUAGGAUAUAAAUAAACAGUUAAAAAAAAAUUAAUGUAUUAUGACAAAGUCUCAGUAUAUAUUUUACAUCCUGAAAUUUGCAUCACUGCUAAAAUAGUUCUUUCUUUUUUAUGCUUAUUUUUUCAGGAAUCUCUUAUUGCAAACCUUCUGCGGUUAAUUCAGAAAAUGAAACCCAAGACUAAAAGUUUUGAGGAGGUUGAAAAGCAUCUAGAUCACAAGGAAGAUGUAGAUUUAAAAAAGAAACUUUUUCCUGGAUUAGCCAUUCCAAAUGACCCCAAAAAUAGAGUAAGUGGUGUCCUUAAGAGCAUGGCAUUUAUGAAAUAUUUGAACUAUUAUUUGUUUAAAUAAAAGUGCUGAAAUCAAACACAUAUCCAGAUGUAGUAGUAUUUUAUGAGCUCCUUUCUUAUUGUAAAUGUAGCCCCUUCAUUCCUUUGAAGUCUAAAUAGAGUGUAGCAUGUUACAAAACAUAUGUUGGUUGUUUCUUAUUUAGAACAUGUUGAGUGAUGAGGACUACAGCAGUGAAGAUGAUGAAAAGAAAGGGUCGUUCACACCAGAAUUCAAAGAUGAAAAGCCAAGUUCAUCAAAAAUAGGAAAAGAUGGAGAUGCUUCUGUAGCCAAGAGCAUGAUGUUGGAAUUAGAGGCUCUGCUUGGCAAGGCAUCUAAAAAGAGUAAAGAUGUUGACACUGUUGAAAAGAAAAGGAGAGGCAGAAGUCGCAGCCGCAGCAGGAGCCGCAGCAGGAGCCGCAGCGGAAGCCGCAGUCGUAGUCGAAACAAAGACAGGCACAGGUAAGAAGGCAUGGUAAAAUAUAAAGCUGUGCUCUAGUUUUGUGACAUGCAACGCAUUAAUUGUUUAAUUUGUUAAUUAGUUAAAUAUUUUUUAAUGCGACUUAUGUAUGUGGCAUUAAAAAUCAAAAUUCUUUUAUAGAAGGCGAAGGUCCAGAAGCAGGCACAGAUCUCGUAGCAGAUCACCCAGAAGUCGUUACCGCCACAAAAGUAAGUCUCGGUCACGAAGCAGGGACAGGGGUCGUAGAGAUAAAGAUCGCAAUAUAAGAGAUUCUGACAAAAUGAAAGGAAAAGACAAGUACAAUGAUAUCCCCUUGGAGCCUCUAGUUGGAGCUGUAAGUAAAUGCUGACUAUUGCUCUUAUUGAAAAAUGCCUUUUGUUUUGAAUUCUUUAUUUGAUCACAGAAUUAUUGGUAAUAUGGAUCAUGUGUUUGCUAAAACUCAUUUGAUAAGCAAAUUUUUCCUGUUUCAAUUUUUAAUUGAGCCAAGUAAUAAGUUGGCAUAAAAUAUGGAUGCAUCAGGAGAAAAAGGCAUCAUUAACAUUUGAUUACACUGAUUACCAUCUUCAGACAUCUUUAUGCAACACAAAAUUACAGUUUUCAAAAGAAAUUAUAAUUUAGAUAUCAUUUCGGUUGUUUUUUAAAAAAAAUUAUUAAAUAAACAAUUGCUUAAGGCAACAAUCUAUCCAAGCAAGUCUUAACCUAUAUAAGUUUGGUACUUUGUUUUAAGUUUGUACAUUUUCAUAUGAUGGGAAAUUUUAAUAUUUUGUUUUAUAUAUACAUACACAAAGAAAAUGACAUGAAAAUAAAUAGAAAUAAAACUUUGGGUGCACAUUUUUAAAAAUUUAAAUUGUUCACAGAUAUAUGAGGGCAAAAUUACUUCUAUUUUACCAUUUGGAUGCUUUGUACAACUUGAAGGCCUCAGAAAGCGAUGGGAAGGACUUGUUCACAUUUCACAGGUACAAAUUCAUUUUGAAUUUUAAAAAAAAAACAACAACCAGAAUAGCAGUAAGUUCUUUAAAAGUUUGUCAGUUGGAUGUAACAUGGUAGAUCCUUUCCUGGGAUAGACUUGGAACAAUUGUGACUCAGUCUUUUAUUUUGUUAUUUUAGAUCCUUUCCUGGGAUAGACUUGGAGCAAUUGCGACUUAUUGUUUACCAAUGUAUAUUUACAAAACUAGUUACUUCGGUCUGGAUAUAGCCACAUAUUUUAUUCUCAAUCUCAUUGCUCCAAUUCAAGGCUCUAUUUGAUGUUUGGACAUUUUAUUAUGUUCAACACAUUUAAUUUAUAUUAUGUUUUUGCGGUUAAUUUUAGUGUAGGCUUUGAGAAGAAUGUUGCUGUAUGCCAUCAGCUAAGAGCAAAUGCAGAGCUCAUUUGUCUGGCUUUAAAAGGAAAGAAUGUUGAACCAAACUGAAAGAGAAUUUAGAGGAAAGUGGUGAGAGAUGGAAUGGGCAUCCAGUUUUGAUAUAAAAUUUGCAUAAUGUCAAUUUUUAUUUGUCAAUUCUUGAAUAGCUACGAAGAGAGGGCAGAGUUACCAAUGUUGGUGAUGUUGUGAGCAAAGGACAGAAGGUCAAGGCCAAAGUACUCUCUUUCACAGGAAACAAACCUAGUUUAUCUAUCAAGGUAUUCAGUUGUUGACCUAAAUGAUAUGAUAUUUAAACAAAAAUUUCUACAAUUGAAGUAGCAGUUUAAUGAAUUUAGCCAGACAGAAAAAGACAAGACAGAAGUUGGAUUUAGUGGCGACUCUGUUAUUAAAGACAGGUAAAUUGGGAAUAAUAUUUUUAAUCAUCAUCAUUGCUAAUGAAGAAAACCUGUGUUAUGUUCUGAAAUUUUCUGUUUAAAAGUUUGUAUUUGAAAUUAUUUUACUGAUGGCUGUACAUUUUUUAUUACAUCGGUUCAAUUUUUUUUUGGUGAAAUAUAUACAGCUGCAAGGUGCUUUGUUAAGCAUCCAUAUUAAGGGCUCUCUCCCUUAGCCUUAAAUUUACCCCAGCUAGUUGUUAUAAGCCCAUUCAUUUAACAAGUUAAUGACGAGGGAUCUAGAACUUAUUAAUUAGACUUGUUUGAAAACCUUUUCAGUUUAGCUUGACUUUGGACUAUCUGUUAAUGCUUUGGUAUUUAUUUUAAGUUUCUUCUUUCUGAAUCUACAUUUUUGUCAGUGAAAUCCUUAGAAUUUGUGUAAUUAAGUCUUUAGUGCUUAACAAGUGUGCAUAAAAAAUACAUGUCAUGUAGCUAAAUAACCUCUUCCCGUGCAACUAAACAAUGCCAAGUGAGCAGCACAACCCACUCUGAAACCCACGUAUCCACAUUUUCUAAAAGGUGGUGAACAGAAAAUUUUGCUGCAUAGGUCAGACUACUGCAAUGAUGGCAAGAUUACAUUCGGGACCUGAACACUUUCACCAAAACUUGACUCGUGUGAUAAUUUGAAAAAGUGGAGCAAACUCUCCUGCAUGAGAAUCUUCGAUGCCAGGUUGGACAUAUCUGAACAUUUGGAAUAAAAAACAGAAACAUAGAAUGGACAAAUAAAAAAAAUCAAAUAUACAACGUCGUCAAGAGGUUUGGUCACAUUUCAUUAUGGCCACAAAAACAAUGUCAGAGUCUAAAACUAAUUUUUUCCUAGCCCUACAGGGUUGACGUGUAGUAAUGUGCAAAUAACCGAAAAGCGUUUUAAAAGUUCAGGUUUUAUUAUUUACUGGUUUUGUCUGUGUUGCAUACAGUGAUACAUACGAUUUUAUGUCAAAGUAAUAUGCUUUGAAUUUGGCUCAUUAAAUGAACAAUAUGUGCAUAACAAAGGACUGAAAAUCUGUAAACAAAGAAAAAUGAUACCAAAGCUAUUGAUUUAACAAUAUUCAUUUUAAUUAUACUGUAUAUAAAAAUGUAUUGUAAUGUAUAUAAAAAUGCAAAAUCAAAUAUACAGAAAUAUACAAAACUAUAUUAACUUACAGCAAGUGAAUCAGUUUAUUCUUCAAAAGAUGCAAAUUUUAAUACUCAAACACACACAAAGAGUACAAUUUUGUGAGGCUCCUAUUACUAUAUCUUAUGGCAAUUAAAAUUAGCAAAUAUAUCACCUUCAGAAAGAAAUUCUAUAAAUUGUAUCACCUGAUAGCAUUUUGUAGAAAAAAUUAGAACAUAAUUGAAUCUAAACAACUUUUUCCCAAAUCAAGGUAGAGGUGGAUAAAAAGGUGAUGUCAUUAUAAAAAAAAAAAAGGAGGAGGGAGGUAAGGUUGAAUGACACGGCUUGUGGUGAACAAAAACUAUCUAAACACACAGGUUAUAACAUUCUGCAUGACAGUCCAAAAUGCAUAUGAAAUAAUCCCUUACUUUCAGAAUAAAUGUACAUGUUCAACAAUCCCACACAUGCUAUCACAACAAUACAGUAACAGCCUGUCCAAAAAUAGAACUUCACUCAUAGCAAAAUACAAUAAUAAGGAUUUUCAUCCUAAUGUCUAAUUCUAAUCUACUCUAAUGUCUGUCUCACAAACUGUACUGGCCUUUUAUAGUUGUGAUUCAAGCCAAUGACCAGUCCUACGUAAAUUAUUUCAACUCAUGAAUACAGGAAAAAUGUACACUCGGGGCUCACAUGACAAUGGCGGAUUCUCUCACAUGACAAUGGCGGAUUCUCUCACAUGACAAUGGCGGAUUCUCUCACAUGACAAUGGCGGAUUCUCUCACAUAACAAUGGCGGAUUCUCUCACAUAACAAUAGCAAGCCAUGAUGUACAUGUUCAAAAAUCCCACACAUGCUAUCACAAUAAUACAGUAACAGCAUGUCCAAAAAUAGAAAUUCACUCAUAGCAAAAUACAAUAAUAAGGAUUUUCAUCCUAAUGUCUAAUUCUAAUCUGCCCUAAUUCUCUCACAUAACAAUAGCAAGCCAUGACACAGCAAAACGGCAUCUUUGAUCUGUUCAUAACAGUAGCAAAAAAUAUGAGUUUUCAUUGCUGUAAUUUAAUCAUAAAUGUUGUUUUGGUAACCAGUUUCUUUUAACAAAUGACUUUUAUCAAAGUCCUUAUUUUGUUUAAGUGUAAUUAUAGUUAAAAAUAUUGCAAUUACCUUCACAGGAUGUUGAUCAAAGGACAGGAGAGGACCUGAAUCCUAGCAGUGUGAGUACUGGAGGGGAAAUAAGAAAUGAGGACAAUUCAGCUCGUAAUCCUGAUAGACCAAGUACUCUCCCUUUAGUAGAUGCACCAGAGCUAGAGGAUGAGAAGUCUGAAAUGAAAACAUUUAAGCGCAUGUCAUCACCUCAGCGAUGGGAGUUGAAGCAGAUGAUGGCAGCCAACUGUAUUGAUGUCACAGCUCUGCCUGAUUUUGAUGAAGAAACGGGGCUCUUACCAAAAGAAGAUGAUUCAGGUUACUAACAUUUUAUAUCUUACUGAAUAAUUGUUUAUAAGAGGAAAUCAUCUACAAUAGACUUUAAAAGUACUGCAAAAUGAGAAAGAGAUGACAUAAAUAAAUUUUAUUAACCAUAUUGAUGGUUAGGAAAUUUUUUUUCUCUCGCUUGUGUAAUUCUUUCUCAUGGAAAAAAUAAGGAAAUGACAAUAAUAUCCACCUGUUUAUCUCAUAAUAUUUCAGAGUUUGCAGUACGCAUAAUAUAUGUUGAUCCAAUAAUUUUUUUAAUAUUUUCAUUAAAUACCAAUUUUAUUAUUUUGUCACAGAUGAGGAUGUUGAAGUUGAAAUGGUGGAAGAGGAACCUCCAUUUUUGCGUGGCCAUGGAAGACAUUGGGUAGAACUUAGUCCUGUUAAAAUUGUAAAGGUAAAUAAAACCUAUAAUUUUGUGUAAUAUUUUUUGCAUAAAGUGGUGUUCUACUAGCACUGACCUGAGUAAAGGGACUUUAUGAUCAGUAGCCAGUAAUAAUAUUCAUGACCUGACAUUCAUAACACACUGUCAGCAUUGAGCAUAAAAAUAUUUACAUUUUUUUUAAUGUUACAAAUGUGUAGACGAUACUUAAGACUUAAAGUGCAAUCAUGUAGCGGAUAGAAUGUUGUCCAGGAGUAUGUCCCCUUCAUUAAGUUACAGAAAAAAAUGUCAGGGUGUAGGUAUCUGUGUUUAUUUCGCAUAGCCGCUUCAAGUGUGAUGUGUAAUAAGUAAGAAGUCAAAUAACUAUGAGACAUUUAAAAACUCAGGUUUCUUAAUUUAUCUGCUUAGUGUGCAAUACAUUCCAAAAAUGACAUGAAAAAAAUCACUGACUUUCUGAUUAAAAAUAUGUGUCCUAAAAAAAUUCCUUCACAUCUAUCAGAAAAAAAAAUUAACUGCCUCCAAAAAAAUGUAAUAAUAAUUUCACUCCUAUCAGCACAAAUGUAUAAACUAAUUUACUGCUCUGACUCUCAUGUCUGGCUCACAAAAAGUGCAUGGCUUUUAUGGCUGCUUCGUCACCCCAAAGCAUAGUCCUACAUGACUGAGUUCGCUAAUGAUCUAAAAGUGAAAAUUCUCCCUUCACUCACAUAAAAAAAAUUACAAAUCAUGAUCCAAAAAUACUACAGCAGAUGAUCUGAUCACUCACUUCAUUUUUCUAUAGAUCUGUCAAAGUAACAUUAUUUCUUUUUAGAUGUAGUGAAUGCCUUUUUUAAUAGGAAAUAUUACUCUUUAAUGAAGGUAGCAAAUCUGUUAUUUAAAAUUUUUAAAAAACAACAUUAUCAGUGAUUUUUCUAGCUUUUCUAUUUUCUACCUUUAAUCAAUGCUGAUCUUAGAAUUCAAUUUAAAUUAAAACAAACAAGAAAGAAAUAUUCAACUGCCGUGAUACGUUCAUGUGUCCUGUCACAUUAUAGGGCAGAAAUCUCUUUCAUCAAAUUGAUUUUUUUUUUUUGUGUUUAGAUUUUUAAGAGAAAUAGAAUGUUAAAUAAUCUGCAUAAUUAAUUUUGUCAUCAGAAUCCUGAUGGCUCCUUGGCCCAGUCUGCCAUGAUGGGAAAUGCCCUCCAAAAAGAACGCAGGGAAAUGAAGCAAGCACAACGAGAGGCAGAGGUUAACUCAGUUCCUACAGUACUCAAUAAUGACUGGAUCGAUCCAAUGCCAGAAGGUAUGCUGAGACAAUAGUCAGGGAUAUAAUUUUGAUUUUAUUGUAAAUGAACAAUGAUAUAACUAUAAAUUGUUUAAUCCUCAACUUAAAUCAUAGUUGGCCGCAAAAAUAAGUUUUACGUCCCAAAGAACUUGACGCAUUUUCAGAAGAGUUGAUUUAUAUAUAAUUGACAUAUCAUAACAACUUUGGUGUUUAAAGUUAAAUAUAUGAAUUUUUUUCUUACUUGGAUACAUUUAUUCUAGCUCUAUUUGAGUUUUAAUUUUCACAUAAAAGCUAGAUAUAAACCUUACAAAAUAAUUGUGGUAAUUUCUUAGAUGAAUGAAAACAGAUAUUGAAGUCUGAUGUAUGGCAAUAUGAGUAAGCAUGGCCUGAUCUAUGUCCUACACCUUCAUCUCAUCUUUACCCUACACCCAGACUGGAUAGUUGCCCUCCUCCCAAACUUGAUAUUUGCCCCCCUACCCCUACCAAUCUUUGCAUUAGCUAUUUAUUUAUAAAAGUGCAAUUCAACAUUGCUUGAGAGAGAAAAUUUCCAGCUCUGUUAUUGUACUAGCAUGUGAAGAUUGGAGCAGUUAUUAUUGCCAAUUGAUUUUUACAGAUGGUGGAAGAACUCUGGCAGCCAACAUGCGUGGUGUGGGAAUGGCACCUAAAGAAGAACCAGAGUGGAAAAAACACAUUAGUGGUGGUGCCAAGGCCUCUUAUGGCAAAAAAGAGAAGAAGUCAAUUAUUGAACAAAGACAGAGUUUGCCUAUCUACAAACUGAAAGAUGAUUUGCUCAAGGUAACAUUUAAUCUCAAAAGCAGCUAAAUGAUUCUCGAUAUAAUGAUUACAGCGCAUAUUUAAAAGACCUGUCAUUUUUUGAUAGAAGAUUUUUAUAUCUCUUAUCAAUAACUGACUGUCAAAUGAAUUUCAGUAGCUUUUGAUUUUUUGUGUCACAUUUUUGCAAGUAUUUGAUUUUUAAAAAAUAAAAGAUAACUGCUAAAUUAUGGUAAAAUUUAAAAUUGGCCGCCUUCAUAAUCGCAGCACAAUGUAUCAGACUAUAAUUUUUUUUUUUUAAUAUUAAAAUUGAAAUUUGAAUGAAGACUGUUCACUUGUUAUUUUCAUACAAGAAAAUGUUUUUUCUUAAAUAUUGUAAGAUCUCAAGUAUUUUAAGAUUAUUUUCUGUUUAUUUGGAAAUAUUUUCAGUUCUCUAUAACAUAAUUUAAAUUGUGAUUAUUACCUCUCUGGACUCUGGUUUUCUACCUGUCAGGCUGUUUCAGACAACCAGAUCCUCAUAGUUAUUGGUGAAACAGGCUCUGGUAAAACUACACAAAUUACACAAUACUUGGCUGAGGCAGGCUACACAACAAGAGGCAAAAUUGGCUGCACCCAGCCCAGGCGUGUUGCUGCCAUGUCUGUUGCCAAAAGAGUGUCAGAGGAGUUUGGUUGUCGAUUAGGCCAGGAGGUAAGGAUUUGUGUUUUCAUAAUUAAAUGAAGUGGAUUACUUAAGGCAACAUGAAGAACAUUUUUUUUUCAAAACUAUAUGUAUAUUGAUCAAGGAGGCCACACAAAAAGUGUCAAACAUUUUGUAUCCAAGCAUUUUAGGUUUGACUGAAUUUUUGUAUAAACUUAAAAAUAUAUAUAUAUUUUUUUUUAAUUUGUAAAAUUUACAUUGAACACUUUGGCUUUGGGACAAAAGCUGACUUUUGAAAAUCUGAUUUCUGUGUCCAGGUUGGUUACACAAUUCGUUUUGAAGAUUGCACUAGCGCAGAGACGAAGAUCAAGUACAUGACAGAUGGUAUGUUGCUUAGGGAGUGCCUUAUUGAUGGUGACCUCACACAGUAUUCCAUCAUAAUGUUGGAUGAGGCCCAUGAAAGAACAAUACACACUGAUGUGCUCUUUGGGCUACUGAAACAGGUUAGAUGUCAGUUCUAUUUAGAUUGUCAAUGGGAAUUUGAUUGUCUGGCAAAGAUUUAACUUUAAAAAAAAAAAAACUAAUAAAGAAAAAUCCGGUAAAAGUUGCAAAAUUUCAUACAAUUAUUGGAAUGUUUUUGUUUUACACAGACUGAUUUUACACCUUGAAGGACAGCGGGGAUGGCAAAUUGUGACCAUUUGGUCGCAACAUGAAAAUUAAUUAUUGUUGUAGAUGGCCAUGAGUUCAAUAAUUUGUAUUUUCUAUUGUUUCUAAUUGUUCAAUUUUUCAACAGGCUGUAAAGAAAAGGCCAGAUCUGAAGCUAAUCGUGACAUCAGCCACACUGGAUGCAGUCAAGUUUUCUCAGUACUUCUAUGAAGCUGUAAGCAUAAAAUCAUAUAGACAGUUUAUAGUCGCUGCUGUUAUUGUACUAAUGGUUAAAUAAUAUACCCUUUUUUAAUUUACAGGGAAUUGAUUACAGGAGGGUAUCAUAAAAUGAUAAGUUUAACCCUCAUUUUAAGAAACAGUUACGAGUAAACAUCCUAAUAACUUAAUUGAUUUAUAGGGUCAGUGUUAAAAAAAUAAAAUAAUGUGAAUAAAUGAAAUUAUAUUCAUCAAAAAUAGUCGUUAAAAAAAAAUUAUUCAAUAUUAAAAUAUGAUUGCUUCUGUAUUAUUUCUCGUGGAGCUAAUGGAUUUAAUGUCAAAUCAAUUUUAUUUGUAGCCAAUUUUCACCAUCCCCGGGCGAACUUAUCCUGUGGCAAUUCUCUACACAAAGGAAGCUGAGACUGAUUAUCUUGAUGCAUCAUUAAUUACUGUGAUGCAAAUCCACUUGACAGAACCACCAGGUGCAGUAAAUCUUAUAUUAUAUACUUCAAGAUUUAAAAAGUUGGCAAAUCUUUAACAACAUGGUUUAUACAUAUAUAUAGUUCAACAUUUGAAAUUGACCAUGACCGCCCUUAAUUAUCAUUUAUGUGCUUAUUCUUAACUUGGCUGGGGGUGGGAAUGUGGUCAAUGAGACAGAUUCAGGCGUGAAAUUUUGUUUUGCAGUAAGUGCAGGGGAUUGAUGGGACAUCUGCGACGUGCAGAGUUGACCUGGGCUUUUCUGGCAUGUCUUUUGUUCUCUGCAGUCGCUGUUCUGUUAGCUUCAUGAUGUGUUCGCUUCAUGUUGUAUGGAACCUUUGUGUUUAUACAUAUUACAGAGUUGAAGGUCAAAGAUAAAAACCAAAAAGAAAAUUUUGAUAAAUCAAACAGAAGUUGAUUUCAUCAAUGAAGCUUCUUUAUUUAAUUUUGGAGGGAAUAGGCUGUUUAUAUAUAUUUUUAACUAGAUUAAAUAAUUAAAACCUUAAAAAACAUUUUGAGAUGAAAUGUUUAUUUUGCUGCCAAACAGAUCUUUGCAUUUUUUUAAAGUAAUCCUAACCCUCACAUUUGAAUAAAUCCUUUCAGGAGACAUCCUACUUUUCUUAACUGGCCAGGAAGAGAUUGACACAGCUUGUGAGAUUCUCUAUGAGCGCAUGAAAGCCUUGGGUCCUGAAGUUCCUGAUCUAAUUAUCCUCCCUGUUUACAGUGCUCUACCCUCUGAAAUGCAGACUAGAAUAUUUGAGCCGGCUCCACCUGGCUCCCGCAAGGUAAGCCAUCCUUGUUUGCAUUGGAAUUAUAUAUAUGUUAGUCAUGAACCUUGUAAUAACCAUUGAAACUUGGAUGUUGUAUCUCAUAUUUAAAAUUAAAUUAAAUGUUACAUAAAUAAAUAGCAAAGAUUAUGAAAUAUUCAUUACAAUAAUAAUUCCUUUUUUUUUGGUUGGUCGAAAGAGGUUCCAUGAGCAAGUGGUUUAAAUGUUAAUUAAUUAGUGAACAUGAGAAUAUUUAUUUUCUCAGGUUAUCAUAGCUACAAACAUUGCCGAGACAUCCCUGACAAUAGAUGGAAUCUACUAUGUCGUUGAUCCAGGGUUUGUCAAGCAAAAUGUAUAUAACUCUAAGACUGGUAUGGAUCAGCUGAUUGUUACACCCAUUUCACAGGUAGGUUAAAAGCUCAUUUAAAUCUCAGAAAAAUCACAACUUCUUCUUUUAAAAGAAAAAAUAAUAAUACAAAUUCAAAAGGAUGAGCAUAAAUUCAGGCCGACGGUCUUAAUAUCGUGACUAGUUCACCUUCGACUGCAUGAAAUUUUGUCCAAAAAAUGUUUUGGUAAAGACAUUCAAAAGAUUAUAAAUAUUUUUGUAAAUACCGGGUACAUGAACUUAUUUAUCUAUUUAAAGUGGAGCAAUGAUUUUUUUGUCUUCAUUUUCUUAACUGCUGUUGAAUCUUUAAAAACUUAAAAAAGUAAAAAUGUAUGAUUAGCUGAUAGAAGGGUUAAUAUGUAUUUUAGUUGACAGUUUUUAAUUUAUCUUAUUAAAUUAUUUAGGCACAGGCCAAACAAAGAGCAGGAAGAGCUGGGCGCACGGGGCCAGGAAAAUGUUACCGCCUGUACACAGAGAGGGCGUACAGAGAUGAAAUGUUGUCAACCAAUGUUCCAGAAAUUCAGCGCACCAACCUGGCAUCCACAGUGCUCAGCCUCAAAGCUAUGGGCAUCAACGAUCUCUUAUCAUUUGAUUUCAUGGAUGCUCCCCCCAUGCAGACGCUGAUCUCAGCCAUGGAACAACUGCAUGCGCUUAGUGCACUGGAUGAUGAAGGUUUACUCACACGUCUGGGACGCAGGGUAUUUCUUCAUAUUGCAAUCAUUUUUUUUUUUUUGGAUGAGAAUUUGUACAGUUUUAACUGUCUUACGUGUUUUUUUCAUCAGAGCAGUAUCAAUACCUGCUGUUUAGAAUGUUAAUGAUGCUUACCAGUUGAACAUUUUAAUUACGUGAAGUUUUACCUUGACUUUAUUCGUAUUAUGUGAAGCUUUACCUUUGACUUUAUGCGUAUCAUGUGAAGCUUUGCAGUUGAAAGUCAUUGACUUGUGUCAUAAAAGAUUUUGCAUUUUACACAUAUUUAUUUUUUGUAAGUUUAAAAAUAAAAAGUCAUUCAGGUUAGGACUUAGGACCAUUACUUAUGGUUGUUAAAAAACAAUUAAUUAUUGUUGCAGAUGGCAGAGUUUCCCCUUGAGCCAAUGUUAUCUAAAAUGCUCAUCAUGUCUGUUCACUUAGCAUGCAGUGAUGAGAUUUUAACAAUUGUCUCCAUGUUGAGCGUACAGAAUGUCUUUUAUAGACCAAAGGUAAGCUGACCUUUCAAGUGAUCUUAUUUUUACACAAUUCACACAAAUCAUAAAGCAGCUAUAUAAUCAGGAGAAUAACAUUUAUGCGGGCCCAUUUGAGCUCGUCUUUUAUUAAGCUUAGGAGACGUUGGAAGUGGGAAAAAAACAUGUAACAUAUGAGUCUUGUUGCAGGACAAACAAGCUGUAGCUGAUUCAAAGAAAGCCAAAUUUCACCAAGCUGAGGGAGACCACUUGACACUUCUUGCUGUCUACAACUCAUGGAAAAACAACAAAUUCUCUAGUCCUUGGUGUUAUGAAAAUUUUGUACAGAUUCGAACACUGAAGCGGGCUCAAGAUGUCAGAAAACAAAUGCUGGGAAUAAUGGAUAGGUACUUGCAUUGAAUCUUUAGAAAUGCAUUAAUUUUAAUAUCUGGUUUGGAGGCAGUGGCGUAGCUAGGGGAGGGGGGUCCAAAUUCGAAAGUCCCGCCCGGGCCCCUACUUGAGGGGGGCCUGUCCGAAAAUUUUUUAACAUAAAUAAUGUCCAAUGUCAAAAUGCAGGUGUCCCUAAAGAGGCCAAGCCUCCCCCAGGCCCCCAAAUCCCUAGCUACGCCACUGUUUUGAGGUACAGCACCUUUAUUAUAAUAUCUCUUAUUAUUCAUAACCUUUUUUUUCAUACACUUUCCAAUGAAGGUGUUGGCUAAUUUUUUAUUUUUUUAAACACCCCCUAAAGGCAUAAACUGGAUGUGGUGUCAUGUGGCAAGAACACAGUGCGGGUACAGAAAGCGAUUUGCAGCGGUUUCUUCCGCAAUGCAGCUAAAAAAGAUCCGCAAGAGGGCUACAAGACUAUUGUAGACAGUCAAGUGGUGUACAUUCAUCCAUCUAGUGCACUUUUUAACAGGCAGCCUGACUGGUGAGUCCACAUUCUUUUUUCUAUUUCUUUAAAAUACUUGAGACAAUGACGGAGUGUAACGUUAAUUACUUUUUAAAAGAAAACACUUUCAUUCUUAUGGUGAAUUUAAAAAAAAAAAAAACUUAACUUAAAAUCUGGCACUUGGAUAUUUUAAAUUAUAGCUAUACUACAAAAUGAUAAGCUGUGCUUUACUAAUGACUGGACAAUCAGUAUUGAUAUCUGUGAUCAAAUAAUUGCUUAAAUUAUCAAUAACUUACUUUAAGACAUUUUUAUUUCUAGCACCGGGUAUGUAAGCUGAGCAGCACCAGCAUCAUGACUUUGGUUUUCAAUGUCAAUGUAUUUACAUUUUGAAUGCUUUAACUAUUUAUUGCAAGAACAUCUAAAACACAACAAUGCUACAUUUGUUGAAAACAGUGAAUGUUAGAGUUUACAGUAUUGUUAGUAUCUUGCCCUAAUUUAUUUAAGUGAAACAAAGGCUAUUUUUAGCAAAUUUAAUUACUGUAUUUAUUGGCGUAUAACACACCCCCGCGUAUAACACGCACCUCAAUUUCAGGGGAAAAAAACUAAACAUUAUAUCGGCGUAUAACACGCACUCAUGAUUUGCCCCUAUUUUCGGGGAGAAAAAUUGCGUGUUAUACGCCAAUAAAUACGGUAUAUUAAAAAGAAUCUUCGAUUUAUUUUCAUUCGAAAAUAAAUCCUAUCUUGUGUACCCGAAUGAGUUAUGAAUGAGUUAUUUACUGUUGGUUGUUUUUCUACUUAAAUCUAAUCGUUCAAUGUUGUCCAUCUAGGGUUAUCUACCAUGAGCUGGUCCUGACAACUAAAGAGUACAUGCGAGAGGUGACAGCCAUUGAUCCCAGGUGGCUUGUAGAGUUUGCACCCAAAUUUUUCAAGCACUCCGAUCCAACCAAGCUGAGCAAACAAAAGAAACAGCAGAAGAUUGAACCCUUGUACAACAAAUAUGAGGAACCCAAUUCAUGGCGUAUUUCUCGUGCGUUCAGAAAAUUCCACACAAAAGUUACAUUUUAAUUUGUUGGUAAUAUGUAUGCUAUGUAGUCAAUGCUUAGUAGAACCUUUACCCGAAGCAGGGCCCCUUGUUGAAAUUUUCAUUGAUUAAGAUGAGAGCUACAUACAGAUUGUAUGCAGUAUUUUAGAAAGGUUGCUUACCCUCUCAAUAAGGCUGCUUGAUAGGGACACCAAUAAAUAAGCAUUUAUUAAAAUGCUGCAGCAGUAAAGAGGAGAGAAAAAAAUAUAAAAAAAAAAAAAAAAAAAAAAAAAAAAAAAUUUUAAACGGGUUAAAAUGAUUCGUCAGUUGCAAUUUAAGUUAUUUUUGUAAAAACUUAUUUCUUUUGUAAAAAAAAAAAAAAACCCACAAAUUAUUAAGCAUAAAUUUGUGUUAAUCUUUAAAAUUUUAAGGAAUAUUAGAAGGAAAAUAAGGUGACUUAAACACUAACCUUGACUUAAGUUUACUUAAUAAAAUUUGUUUAUAAUUGAAUUAGUUUUCAUUUUAUUUUGUUACAUCAUGUCUUAUUUAAUUGUUAUCACAUUUCCUUAAUUAUUAAUGUAAAAUGGUGAUGAAGCAUGUUUUUUUAAUUCCAUACAAUGAGACUACCUUUAAGUAUAAUGGAUAUAUUUGCUAAGCAUUACAAAUGAAAAUUAAAAAAUUAUGUAAAUUAGUCAGAAUUAUGUUGUUAAAUUGUUUGAAAGAAAAAGUUCCAAGCAGUAUCUUAUGGUGGUAAUUGAUUUACUUUCUAUCUUGUAAAGCACUACAUCUGCUUCAUCUUAUUUAAUUAAAACAAUCUGGUUCCUGAAUUGAUUUUGAGCACAGGUGGUCAAUUACUGUUAAACUAUUUUUUAUGCAUAGGCCAAAAACUUAAAAUAUACUAAAUUUUAAGUAAGGUGGAAAAGUGAUUUCUCUUGGAUGAAAUCAUUAACUGAGAACAUGACUAUUCCACGAAAAUGAUAAUUGGGUUUGGACAUGCUUAUUUAUCGCAGUUUAACAAAAAUGACUUUUUUUGCUUUAUUGAUUCAGAACUUUAUAAGUUUCAUUACCCUUAUGAAUGGAAUUAACACUAUUUUUUUAAUAUGAUAUGGAAUUUAUGGACCAAAGAAAUUUUUUUUUAAAUUCACUACAUCAGAAGUAUUUUGGAGGUUUAUUUUAAAGCUAUUUAUUUAAAUUUUAAACUUCAGGCCUUAUCAGAAAUGCAAGGCUUGUCAUAAAUGUAUUUGGUAUAAAGGAGAGAUCAAAUAAAGAACAUUAAGGUUUACAGUAACCACACCUUGUUCAUCACUCUUUUCAUUAAUGGUUAGCUUUACAUUUCACUGUCCCGUAAGAGUGGGGUACAGGACAAAUCUUACAAAGGUUUUUGAGCCAUGCUAAAGAUGAAAAUUCUGUUCUAAAAACUUUGUUAAUAAUUGAGAAUUGUACAGCUACUUUAUUUCAAGACUUGGAAAUAAAAUGAUUCCAGCCAGUUUCGUAACUGACUUCAAUUUACAUUGAAUGGAGCAUGUGUUUACUUUAGAAGCGAUUACGAAGAAGCCAUCAUAGCAAUUAAAUCGUCUACAUUUUUAACAGCUAGAUAUUAAACUUUCAUCCUCCAAAAAAAUGACCAGACGCAGGAAGAUAUUUAGCAUUGGAUUGGUACUUACAAUGAGUCUCAUACUAGGCACUUUCUACUUUGAGACCUUUGGCCCUGCAAAGAUUAGGCAGCUCCAGCAACUUGCUUCUAGAAAGCUCUACAAUGACAGUUUAAGAACAGACAGUUCAUUUAAAGAUAACAAUGCUUUGCUAGAAAAAGCAUUGUUGGCAGCUUUGCUUCAAGGAGCUUAUGGGAUGGAUAGCAGUCAUAAAAACAAUGAUGCUGGAGAUGAUAUGGAGUUUAUCAAAGAGCCCCCAAGAGAUGCUGUCAUCGCAGAUGAAGGAAACCUUCGUGUGAAGAUGCCUGGUUUGCACACGGCAGUUGAUGAACAGAAACAAGAAGCAGAUCCUGAGGCACCGGCUCCAACCGAAUCACCUUUCUAUGAUGUGAAUGUGACGGACUGGACAAACACCUCUAAACAAGUGGUGGCUAGUUUUUCAAAAUAUCAUUAUAUCGACAGGAUCCAUUACUGGGGAGCUGCCCAAAAUGACAGGUUCAGACCUCAUGAGGAUGCUUUGUUCGCUAUACGUCGCUAUCAAUCCCCUUGGCUUGUUCAGUUCCGUCCUCCUGUUCCGUUGCCUUUCAACAGUACCAUCUGCAGUGGGUCACCUCCAUUUUUCCUGAUAGUGGUUCCUUCAAUGCCAAGCAAUCGUAUGGGCCGCAUGGCUAUUCGAAACACUUGGGGCAGUCUUGGUCAAACAGGAAUUUGGCCCAACAGGAAACUAAAUGCAAAAGUUCAGAUCUUGUUCGUGGUAGGCUAUGAAGUGACUUACCCGAGAUUCGAUCCAGUAAUUCAUGAAGAAAGUGAAACCUAUCAUGAUGUUUUGGAAUUCAGCAUGACCGAGGAUUAUCGAAAGCUCACAGUAAAAAUGCUGGGAACGCUACGGUGGAUAAAUGAAAACUGCAAAGGUGUUGGGUUUGUCUUGAAGGCCGAUGAGGAUACAUUCGUCAACAUUCCGCUGUUUGUCGACUUUCUUUUGCUCUAUCAAGGCGCAAUGUCAAGAACAGUUCUAGGAACCAUGUACAAUGCACCAUAUGUUCGACGAUGGGGGAAAUGGAGGUUGUCAAUAUUGGAGUACCCUUUUGAACGAUUCCCCUCCUACGCAUCUGGAAGUUCAUAUCUCAUAGCGGGUGAUGCUCUUGAUGAUUUGCUGAAAGCUUCAGAGUUUUUUAUACCAAUCCCAAUAGAAGAUGCAUUCAUUUCAGGAGUGUUACCUAAAGCUGCCGGUAUCAGAAGGUAUCAUACCCCAUCUAUGUCUAUGAUGGGUGAGGCCGCUUUUUCUAGGAAUUUCCCAAGAAUGUGUGACUUUUUGGGUACACGUCUUACAAUCACUGACUGUACAAUGGACAUAUUUGAUAGAAUGUGGAUGGCAGUCCAGGUUGAUUACUGCAGGGCUAGUGGCCGCUGGGGGCUGGAGAAUAUUGCAGAAAAGUGGCAGUUUAAGAGACCAAGUAACUAAGUAUUUACAAAAAAAAAUCUUUUUGUUUGCUUAAUUAACACUAUUGAUUACUUGAAGUUUACAAGUUAGAGUUAAAAUUAUAACCAGUUACAUAGAUUAAACUUAGUAUGGUCUUGGGGGGAAAAAAUUAAAUGAAACACAUUAAAAGCUUUAAGUGCUAUAUACUUCAGACUGUCUGUAUAAGGAUACGAAGACAUAAACUCCUACCUAAAUAUGUCCUUGUCUUUUAGGAUAUUUAUAAAAAUCAUGAAUUGAAAACAAAAAUUUGGGAAACCGAGUUACUUGUCAUUCUUAAAUAUUUUUCACAUUAAAUUUCUGUUAAAUAUUAAAAAUUAUCCUUUUGGUUCUCUAAUAAGAAAUUUUAAUAUAGAAACACCUAAAGAAUUUUUUCGUUUAGCAUUUUAGAUUUCUUUCGUGACAGCAACAUUCAAAUGUAC